AUGAAUAAUUUUAAAACAAGUACUAAGGUAAUUUAGUUCAACUAAUUUUAUGAAGAUUGAUAAAAUAAAGGUUCUUAAUGUAGCAGAGAAACCAUCUGUGGCUAGAUCAAUAGCUAAUGUGCUUAGUAAAGAUCAUCGUAUUGAAGAAACCAAAUCUCCAUUUAAUAAGCUAUUUAAGUUGGAUUAUAGAUUAAAAGAUGUGGAAGUAGAGAUGUGGAUAACCUCUGUUUCUGGACACUUGAAGAAUUUGAAGUAUCCAUAAAAAUACCAGAAUUGGGAGAAGUGGGAUCCAAUCAUAAUUUUAAAGGAAGCUGAAAUUGAAAAUAAUAUAUCAAAUGAUAAGUGUAAGUAAGUAUUAUAUAGGAAUUAGAAAACUUAGAAUUGAAUCUAAAAAACUUUGCUUCAAUCUGUAAUAGGUUAAUACUUUGGUUAGAUUGUGAUAGAGAAGGUGAAAAUAUAGCAUUUGAAGUAAUGGAAGUAUGUAAAGAAUCAAAUCCAAAUAUUUAAGUAUAUCGAGCUCAUUUUUCAGCUGUCACUUAUGUUGAUGUUCGAAGAGUAAAAUUUAAUAAUAAUAAAUUAUAAUUUUAGGCUUUAGAUACAUUAAAAUAUCCAGAUGAAAACUUAUCAAAUUCUGUAAUAGCAAGAUAAGAGAUAGAUCUAAGAAUAGGUGCAUCUUUUACUAGAUUUUAAACAUUAUUACUUUAAAAAUAAUUUAAUUUAACUUCUAUUGUAAGUUAUGGUCCUUGUUAAAUUCCUACACUUGGAUUUGUUGUUUAAAGAUAGAAAGAGAUAGACUCUUUUAUAAAAGAAUAAUUUUGGUUUAUUUAAUGUGAAGAUGAUUAAAAAUGUAUAUAUAAUUGGGAUCGUACUCAUUUAUUUGAUGAAUUCAUUGUUGUCUUAUUAUUUGAAAGAUGUUAUUAAGAUUAUGCAACAGUGAUUAAUGUCUAAUAAAAAGAUGUCUAAAAAUGGAAACCUUAUCCAUUAUGUACUAUAGAAUUUGAAAAAUUGGCAUCUAAAAAAUUAAAGAUUUCAGCCCAUAAAGCUAUGGAAUUAGCAGAAAGAUUAUAUAAUAAAGGAUAUAUUAGUUAUCCAAGAACUGAAACCAAUAAAUUUCCACCAACUAUUAAUUUAUAAACUAUCAUCAGAGAUUAAUAAAAUCAUCCUAUAUGGGGAGAAUAUGCAACUAAUUUAAUUAACUUUGCUUUUGAAUAUCCUAAAGCUGGAAAUAAGGAUGAUAAAGCACAUCCUCCUAUACAUCCUGUUAAAAUGAUGAUUGAAAGUGAAGCUUAAAAUAAAACAGAAUGGGAUGUCUAUUAACUUAUUACUAGACAUUUUUUAGCUUGUUGUUCUAAAAAUGCCAAAGGAUCAGAAACUACUAUUACUUUAUAAAUUAAUGAUGAAACAUUCUCAAAAACUGGUUUAGUUAUUAAAGAAAAGAAUUACUUAGAAAUAUAUAUAUAUGAUGAAUGGUCUUAAUCAUAAGUUCCUAAUUAUAAAUGCGGAGAUUCUAUCAAAAUCAAAUUAACACUUUAAAAAGGAUCAACAUCACCUCCUAAACCUAUGACUGAAGCUGAACUAAUAGGAUUAAUGGAUAAAAAUGGUAUAGGUACUGAUGCAACAAUUCAUGAACAUAUCAAUACAAUUUAAGAUAGAGAAUAUGCAAUUAAAAGAGGUUAAAUCAUUAAACCUACUAGAAUAGGAUUAGCUUUAGUUGAAUCUUAUGAAAUUUUAGGAUUUACUUUACAUUAACCAUUUCUAAGAGCCAUUAUGGAACAAAGAAUGAAUGAAGUAGCCCUAGGUAAGAAAGACAAAUCUUAAAUAGUUUAAGCAACUAUAGAUGAAAUGACUAUCAUUUUAAAAUAACUGUAAGAAAAAUAAAAGUUAAUCAUAAAGACUUUUGGAUAAUAUUUGGAAGCUCUCAAGAAUUAUGAUGAAGACAAUAAUAAUGAUGAUAAUGAUGGUAAUAAUAAUAAUAAUAAUAAUAAUAAUAAUAAUAAUAAUAAUAAUAAUAAUAAUAAUA
Molecule: messenger RNA, 2020 nt
Organism: Paramecium primaurelia
Lineage: Eukaryota; Ciliophora; Oligohymenophorea; Peniculida; Parameciidae
Source: the annotation of a GenBank genome assembly